Miscanthus lutarioriparius is the source of this 1710-nucleotide messenger RNA. The record is from the annotation of a GenBank genome assembly. NCBI's taxonomy places the organism in Eukaryota, Viridiplantae, Streptophyta, Magnoliopsida, Poales, Poaceae.
AUGGAUGGACGGGUUCUGGAAGCAGCCGUAACUGGCGAUGCUAGAUUAAUGAAGGACCUUGAUUCUCACAAUCCAUGGGUGCUUCUUGGAACCACUCAGCAGGGUAACACCUGCCUCCACAUCGCCUCCAUCGAUGGCCACCAGGGAUUCUGCAAGGAUGUCCUGACGCUCAGCCAGUCCCUUCCUCUACUCAACGCCAUCAAUGCCAAUGACGAGACGCCGCUGCUCACCGCCGUGGCUAGGGGCCAUGCCACUUUAGCUUCUGUUUUACUUAGGUUCUGCUGUGAUCAGCAGCUGAGCGAGACGAUCCUGAAGCAAGACAAGCGUGGAUUCAACGCACUGCACCAUGCCAUCUUCAGGGGAUAUAGGAAGCUCGCACUGGAGCUGAUAGAAGCAGAGCCCGCCUUAUCGAAAGCUGUGAACAAAUGUUACGAGUCACCCAUGUUCAUCGCGGUAACGAGAGAUUAUGGGGACGUCUUGGAGAAGCUGUUGCAGAUUCCUGAUGCGGCUCAUGGGGGACCCCAUGGGUGCAACGCUCUACAUGCUGCCGUGACAAGUGGUAAUGCAGAUGGUGAUGGUGCUCCUCUUCUUUGUAUCGCAGCAUCUGAGGGCAAUGUUGGUGUUGCUCGAGAGCUUCUUAGACAUUGUCCUGAUCCUCCCUACUUCGACGCAAUGGGUUCGACAUGUCUUCACAUAGCUAUAUCAUUUGGUCAGGAAGAUUUUGUGAGGUUUGUCGCGAGAUCUCCACAACUUCAGCAUCUUAUUAACCUGCCCAAUGACACAGGAGAAACCGCUCUGCAACUCGCAGCCAGAAUAAUGCCAGCAGGUGACGAACGAAAAAGACAAACAAUGAUGAGCAUGGUCGCUGUUUUACAGUUGUACCUUAGUAAUCUAAGUAUCCACGCAGAGUUCACUUCGGGAAACACAUGCCUCCACAUCGCCGCCAUCCAUGGCCACGAAGUGUUCUGUAAGGAGGUCCAGGCUCUGAACCCGUCACUCCUCACUGCCAUCAACUCGGACGGCGAGACCCCUCUGCUUGCCGCCGUGGCGAGUGGAUGUCUCUCUGUAGCUUCUGUUUUGCUCAGGUGCUGUCGUGAUCAGCAGCUGAGUGGGGCGAUCCUGAAGCAAGACAAGCGUGGAUGCAAUGCGCUGCACCACGCCAUACGCAACGGACACAGGAAGCUCGCGCUGGAGCUGAUACAAGCAGAGCCUGCCCUGUCGCAUUAUGUGAACCAGUACGCCAUCGCUAAAAAGAUUAUGGAGGCACGUCAUUGGCUUGCCAGAGAAGAAGACAAGAGUAGCAACACUCCAAUGCAUCUGGCUGUAUGUUGGCACAAGAGUGACGUGCUAAGUGUAUUGUUGGAACACGAUCGGUCUUUAGGGUACCAAGUCUCGACAUUAGGUAACCCUCUUCUUGUUUCUGCCGCAUAUCGUGGCCAUGUUGAUGUUGCUCGGGAGCUUCUUAAACAUUGUCCAGAUGCUCCAUGUUACAAUACAAGAGGCUCGACAUGUCUGCACAUAGCUGUACAGUCUCAACAGACGGAGUUCGUAAAGUUUGUGCUGGGUUUGCCACAGCUUCAGAAACUCGUUAACAUGCGAGAUGAAAAUGGAGACACUGCUCUGCAUGUCGCAGUCCAGAAGUGCGAUCCAAAGAUGGUGGCUGCUUUAUUGCUUCACCGAGACAUUCUAACAACAAUGGUUGCCCAAUAA